Messenger RNA from Malus domestica (apple), 703 nucleotides. Its product is annotated as V-type proton ATPase subunit e1. Gene Ontology annotation, molecular function: proton-transporting ATPase activity, rotational mechanism. Gene Ontology annotation, biological process: proton transmembrane transport. Gene Ontology annotation, cellular component: proton-transporting V-type ATPase, V0 domain. The record is from RefSeq and is a predicted model, not a curated record. NCBI's taxonomy places the organism in Eukaryota, Viridiplantae, Streptophyta, Magnoliopsida, Rosales, Rosaceae.
UAAAAACAAAAAACUUGGGAGAACCGGAGGGUUCACAAAGCCCCAUUCAACAAUGCACUGUUUGCACUUUUGAGGUUUCCUCCAAACGACAGCGUGCCCCAUAAUCAAAAUAGAAUAAAUUGAACUUUUGUGGUUGUGUGGAUCAAGAUCGAAGAGAAAUCCAACAUGGGGUUCUUAGUUACGACCCUAAUUUUCGCUGUGAUUGGGAUCAUUGCGUCCUUAUGUACCAGAAUUUGCUGCAACAGAGGACCCUCUGCUAAUUUGUUCCAUCUAACAUUGGUUAUUACAGCGACGAUCUGCUGUUGGAUGAUGUGGGCAAUUGUAUAUCUUGCACAAAUGAAACCUCUCAUAGUCCCUAUUCUAAAUGAAGGAGAGUGAAGUUGCAUUUCGAAAAGCAUAUAUAUCGCCUCAUUUGGUUACUUCCCGCUGGGAUGAUGGAGUCUCCGGAGAACAAGUUUUAGUCCAGUUGACUAUUUUAGUAUCGUCUGGUGUUGGAUUUGUAUGUAAAUGUUGGAGUUUAAACGUCGAAUUUGUUUGGAAUUGUUAUACGUACCCUCAUUCAUUUUAGAAUUCACUGUCAGACAUUCAAAAGCGGAUAAAUGUGAGUUAAUUGGAAUAAGUUAUAGCCAAGUCUCCAUUGUUAUGAAUUUUGAACUAGCUUCCGCACUGGAUUCUUUAUGUGAUACCUUCAAGUUUAUGCCCA